CCUAACCAACCACACAAAAGUCAUAUCCAUACCCCAACCGUUUCCAAAACCAAUAAGAAAAAUCCUCUAAUUUUGUACCAUGGAUCUACUCAAGUCUCUGGCAGGCGGUCACGGCGACAAACCCGCGGGUGAGGAUAACAAACCCGGCAACCACGGCCACCGCCAGAAAUCGUCGACGACGGAGCUUCUUUCGAGCGCCAAGGAGGUGGCGGAUGCCGCCAAGUUUGCCGCCAGCAACCAGUCCGACAAGAUAGAUAAGGGCAAGGCUGCGGGGGCGGGGGCAGACCUUCUCGACGCGGCGGCGCAGUACGGGAAGCUGGGGGAGAAGGGCGUCGGCGAGUACGUGCACAAGGCUGGGGACUACCUCCACCAGUACGAGGCCAAGAACACUGCUGCUGGUGGUGGUGGUGGUCAUGAUCAUGCAAAGCCGUCUGAUGAUCAUCAUCAUGGUGAUGAUCAGAAGAAGAGUGAUUCGGAAGGUGGGUUCGGGGACUACUUCAAGGCGGCCCAGGGAUUCUUGAAGAAGUGAUCAUCAUGAUUUUGUUUAAUCGUACUCUUGCUUAUUAAUUAGCUUUGUACGUAGUUUAAUAAUGGAAAUAUUUCUCAUGUGUGGUUUCCUUUUGUUCUAAUGAAUAAGUAAACUCAUGUCCCUGUGUUUUCAUUGAAAUGGAAAUAUUUCUCAUGUGUGGUUUCCUUUUGUUCUAAUGAAUAAGUAGACUCAUGUCCCUGUGUUUUCAUUGUAAGUUAUGACCGAUGUAAUGUAAUAUCUGUGUUUCUGAAAAAAGAAAAAAAAAAUUGUAAUUUAUGUAUAAAUCAUUUUAGUACUGAUUAAUUAUCCUA
This is a messenger RNA of Morus notabilis, 840 nucleotides long. RefSeq names its product nodulin-related protein 1. The record is from RefSeq and is a predicted model, not a curated record. The coding region runs from base 80 to 529 and encodes 149 amino acids. NCBI's taxonomy places the organism in Eukaryota, Viridiplantae, Streptophyta, Magnoliopsida, Rosales, Moraceae. The transcript has a single exon. Gene Ontology annotation, biological process: regulation of abscisic acid biosynthetic process; response to heat.